This is a messenger RNA of Drosophila sulfurigaster albostrigata, 2554 nucleotides long. It is a transcript of the gene eater, whose product is annotated as tenascin. NCBI's taxonomy places the organism in Eukaryota, Metazoa, Arthropoda, Insecta, Diptera, Drosophilidae. The record is from RefSeq and is a predicted model, not a curated record.
CUUUUGUAGUGCGCCGGAAACUUGUGGCUGCAAUGAGAACUAUCAGAAAGGUCUCGAUAAUAAAUGUGCUCCAAUUUGUAAAGAGGGCUGCUUAAACGGCAUAUGCACGUCCCCAGGAAAAUGUGAAUGUCUCACUGGAUAUGAGCGAGAAAGUGAUUCGAGUUGUUCCCCUUACUGCAAAAAUGAAUGUCGCAACGGAUACUGAGUCUCCUGAUAUGUGUGCUUGCAAUAAUGGAUAUAGUAUGACAGAUGGGAAAACCUGUCAACCUAUUUGUGAUGGCGGAUGCGUGAAUGGAUUCUGUAGUGCUCCAGGAGAAUGUUCUUGCCUAGAUGGGUUCAACAAAGAAAGUAGGAACAGCUGUGCUCCAAUUUGUAAGGAUGACUGUAAGAACGGAUACUGCAGCGCGCCGGGAGAAUGUUCUUGCAACGAUGGGUAUAGAAAAGAAACUGAGAACAGCUGUACUCCGAUUUGUAAGGAUGAAUGCAUAAACGGAUUCUGUAGCGCACCGGAAAAAUGUUCUUGCAACGAUGGAUAUAGAAAAGAAAGUGAGAACAGCUGUGCUCCGAUUUGUAAGGAUGAAUGCAUAAACGGAUUCUGUAGCGCACCGGAAAAAUGUUCUUGCAACGAUGGAUAUAGAAAAGAAAGUGAGAACAGCUGUGCUCCAAUUUGUAAAGAUGACUGUAAGAACGGAUACUGCAGCGCGCCUGGAGAAUGUUCUUGCAACGAUGGAUAUAGAAAAGAAACUGAGAACAGCUGUACUCCGAUUUGUAAGGAUGAAUGCAUAAACGGAUUCUGUAGCGCACCAGGAGAAUGUUCUUGCAACGAUGGAUACGUGAAAGUAAGUGAAAACAGCUGUAAUCCGAUUUGUAAGGAUGAAUGUAUAAACGGAUUCUGUAGCGCACCGGAAGAAUGUUCUUGCAACGAUGGAUAUAGAAAAGAAAGUGAGAACAGCUGUACUCCGAUUUGUAAGGAUGAAUGCAUAAACGGAUUCUGUAGCGCACCAGGAGAAUGUUCUUGCAACGAUGGAUACGUGAAAGUAAGUGAAAACAGCUGUAAUCCGAUUUGUAAGGAUGAAUGUAUAAACGGAUUCUGUAGCGCACCGGAAGAAUGUUCUUGCAACGAUGGAUAUAGAAAAGAAAGUGAGAACAGCUGUACUCCGAUUUGUAAGGAUGAAUGCAUAAACGGAUUCUGUAGCGCACCAGGAGAAUGUUCUUGCAAGGAUGGAUAUAGAAAAGAAAGUGAGAACAGCUGUACUCCGAUUUGUAAGGAUGAAUGCAUAAACGGAUUCUGUAGCGCACCAGGAGAAUGUUCUUGCAACGAUGGAUACAUGAAAGUAAGUGAAAACAGCUGUAAUCCGAUUUGUAAGGAUGAAUGUAUAAACGGAUUUUGUAGCGCACCGGAAGAAUGUUCUUGCAACGAUGGAUAUAGAAAAGAAAGUGAUAACAGCUGUACUCCGAUUUGUAAGGAUGAAUGCAUAAACGGAUUCUGUAGUGCACCGGAAAAAUGUUCUUGCAACGAUGGAUAUAGAAAAGAAAGUGAGAACAGCUGUACUCCGAUUUGUAAGGUUGAAUGUAAGAACGGUUUCUGUAGCGCACCGGGAGAAUGUUCUUGCAACGAUGGAUACAAGAAGGAAAGUGAGAACAGCUGUACUCCGGUUUGUAAGGAUGAAUGUAUAAACGGAUUCUGUAGCGCACCGGAAGAAUGUUCUUGCAACGAUGGAUACAUGAAAGAAAGUGAAAACAGCUGUACUCCGAUUUGUAAGGAUGACUGUAAGAACGGAUUCUGUAGUGCACCGGAAAAAUGUUCUUGCAACGAUGGGUAUAAAAUAGAGGACGAUAGUUGUGCACCUAUAUGCGAAAAUGGUUGUAUCAAUGGUAUUUGCGAGUCCCCCAAUAAAUGUCAUUGUGACGAUGGAUAUAGUAACAUAGACGAAACAUGUGUUGCCCAAGUGACCGAGACCUUGACUAUGGGUUUGUAUACAACUGAAAGCCCAAACUACAUUCAAGUUACUGGAAAUAAUCUUACGGUUGAUUGCGCUGAGCGAUGUAGGAACGGAAGCUGUGUAAAUGACGAAUGCAUUUGUAAGACGGACUACAGAUUAACAGAAGAUGCUUUCAAUACAACCAACCUAUUUUGUCUUCCAAUCUGUGAAUGGGAAUGCAUUCAGGGAUAUUGCAUAUAUCCGAACGUGUGCGCCUGCAUCGAUGGACAGCUGUCGGAGUUUGAAGAUGGGUGCGUGUUUAAUGGAAAUACCGAGAAUGCUGGUCAAACACGCCACUUAAGAAUGAAGACUUUGCUGUUUGCUUUAAUUGGCACCUCUGUGUUGCUGAUGCUUGUUAUCUGCUCCGUGAUGUACACAUUUAGAAAAAGAGGUUACAGAGUGGGAGAGAAGGAAGAACGAUAUGGUGUACACUAUUUGUCCAAUCAAGCCGACAUAAUUCGAGCCUAAUUUCACAUCAAAAAUUUCAAUAAUAUAAAUUCCAAAAAGUUUUUAUUUACAUAUAGCUACAUGAUUUUUAAUUAAAGUUGAUCUAUUGUCAUUUAAUAUAAUUA